This is a messenger RNA of Rhipicephalus sanguineus (brown dog tick), 1719 nucleotides long. RefSeq names its product zinc finger protein 708. The record is from RefSeq and is a predicted model, not a curated record. Gene Ontology annotation, biological process: regulation of transcription by RNA polymerase II. Lineage: Eukaryota; Metazoa; Arthropoda; Arachnida; Ixodida; Ixodidae. Gene Ontology annotation, molecular function: RNA polymerase II cis-regulatory region sequence-specific DNA binding; DNA-binding transcription factor activity. The transcript is spliced from 4 exons. The coding region runs from base 65 to 1675 and encodes 536 amino acids.
UGGUUUGCGCGCCCAGAUCCACGCUGCCGCGGUCAACGCCGCCGGUUUGCCGAACGGUCAACGGAUGGUGCCACCGGCGGUUCCUGCGCACCCAUUGCAUCACCAGCGCGCAGCCGUCGUCGCCGCUUCUUCAUCGACCGGGAUGCACUACUGCUACUUCUGCUCCAAGUCCUUCGCCUCCGCCAGCAACCUGCGCACGCACAUGCUUUUACACAUGGGCAAGAAACCGCACAUCUGCCAGGUGUGCGGCAAGCAGUUCAGCGCCUCUUCGAACCUGAAGGCGCACGCGGUGGUGCACACGGGCGAGCGGCGUUUCCGGUGCGCCGAGUGCGGCAAGGCGUUCGCCACCUCGAGCCACCUGAAGACGCACACCAUCGUGCACAGCGGCCGGCGGCCCUACCAGUGCGAGAUCUGCCUGCGCGAGUUCUCCGUCUCGUCGAACCUGCGAUCGCACAUGUUCGUCCACACCGGCGAGAGACGACACGAGUGCCAGGUGUGCGGCAAGCAGUUCUCCUCGUCAAGCCACGUCAAGACGCACAUGCUCACGCACUCCGGCGAGCGUCCGCACAAGUGCGACAUGUGCCCAAAGUCCUUCGCCGUCGUCAGCAACCUGAAGGCGCACCGCAAGAUCCACCUGGGACAGAAGGACCACGCCUGCGACGUGUGCGGCAAGCUCUUCUACACGUCGAGCGACAUGAAGUCGCACCGCACGAUGCACACGGGCGAGCGGCCGCACCAGUGCGACGUGUGCCACGAGAGGUUCGGCAAGCGCUCCAACAUGAAGGCGCACAUGCUCACUCACACAGGAGAGCGACCCUUCCAGUGCGAGCGAUGCCCCAAGCGUUUCGCCAAGGCCUCCACUCUGCGGGCGCACGCCGCCAAGUGGCAUCCGCAGCCGGAGUCGGCCGAAGCCCUAGCGGCGACGCCGUCCGCUUCGACGUCGCAGGCAGAGACGUCGUCGAAAGAUGAAGUCAGCGCUGAACAGACGUCGUCAUCUUGCAGCGAACCGCCGCCGUCAACCGUUAAAAGCUUCCAUCACUACACUACGACCACGACCAAAUCUUCCGGUGCUACCAAAUCUCCACCGUGCAUAACUUCAGCCAUUGCUGCUACUGCUGAUGCUAGCCAUGAUGACGAUGCUGGUGACGGUGACGCACCUUCGACCGAGGAAGCAGGCACCCGUUCUGAGAACACGGCCCCAGAACCAUCACAUCCGAAAGCAAAUGGUUCCAGCGCUGACACCAAGGACUUGGCCGGUAAUCAUCGAAAAGGACUGCGCGGCCCGCAGGUCUGCGAUGCUGAGUCUGCGAACCGCCGUCAUACGGACACUGAGACCCCCGUUGCGGCCAACGGCUGCCGUACCACUGGCAGGAGUGGAAGUGCGGCGGUCGCUUCUUCGAAUCAGCAUCAAUCUUCGCCGCGGGCAGCCGGUCGGUUCAUCCUAGCCUCAGCGGGAAGCAACAGCGUCCGUACAAAGGAAGACGACGACGUGUCGUCGACAAAGGUUGCUGCAGUAAAGAAAGGCCAAGCUUUCGGGGCCGCAGCUCCGCUGUCCGUGCAGGCAGGUGCGAGCCCGGACGGACUCACGCUCGAAAGAGAGUCUCGCGGGGGUCUGAAGGCUUUUAUCGUCAAGAUCGAAAGCGCCGAUGCGGAGACUGUUCGCACGACCAGAUAAAAUAGACGACCGCGCGUUUUUGGCGGAGUCGAAAGCUCGUGCAA